GCAAAAUACACUCUCGCGCGGAAGAUCACGAAGUGUGGACGCUUGUUCAAAUUUCAAAGCAUCUGGACAGAAUGGAUGACAAGGUAAAACAACCCCAAAAUUAACGCCUUAAAUUGCACAAUUGCAUUCUUGAAAAGAGAAGUCUUGAAGGACUGGUUCUAAUGUGACAUACAUUUCACCAGAAAAGACUUAACAACCACAUUUGAUUUGUAGUGAGUUCAUGCAGAAGAAUAUGGCAGUAAUAAGGUAACCAAAGGACAGAUCAAUCCAAAAAUACAAUGAAAAGCAAAAAGGGAAAUGCAUCUAAAACAAAAGAAGAGUCUACUGAAAAUUUUGAAGAUUUGGAAAGUGAACACCAUUCCAACAAAGGUAGAGCAAGACGUGGAAUGCAGAAAGAAUCUACUGAGUUUUUAGAGCCUUCUCCAGGUGAUCUAGAUACUGUUUGUAAUAGAAAUAUAUGUCAAGGUGUUCUUGAGAAAUUUGAUUAUCUUCAGAGAAAAAUGAAGUUGGAAAAUGCUGAAUCUACUGAAUCUGCUGAAUCUACUGAAGGUAAAAAGGGUAGAAAGAAGAAAUUUGUUGAAAAAACUUGUGACAAUUCAGAUGAAGUCAAUGACAAUGUUAAGAAAAGUAUAAUUGAGCAGAAAAAGGAUUCUGUUGAAGAGGAUGAGCCAAGUAAGAAACAUAAAAGAUCACAUACUGGGGAAAGAAGGACCAAAAACCAAUGUGAUACUAUUAAAAAAGGUGCAAAAGCAAAAAGAACCAUUUGCAAAAAAGAGACAGAAGAAUCAUUAAAAGAAGUUCAGGCUCAAGUUGAACAGCGAAGACUUUCAAAUAAACUAAAGAAGGCAGCAGGGAGCAAUGAAAUAGUUCCUGGUGACAGUAAGUGUGACGUUCAAAACAAGGGGUGCAAAAAAUCUAAAACUUUAAAUGGAAGUGUUCAACAGUAUGACAAAAGUCCCAGCAUUAGAGACUCAUCAAAUAUAUCAAAAGAGUUGGAUGUUAAUGCAUGUCCUGUGACUCCAAUUUACAGUGACAAUCAAUUAAGUAAAAAUAGUAUUAUCAGUUCUGGAGAUAAAAAGGAUCGUUCAGAUGAGAAUGGAAAAUUAGAUUGGAGAGAACGCCUUCUUUUCCUUGAGAUGUCGCACCAUAAAUUUGAUGUUGAUAUAAAUUCUGCUGAAGAUGACACAAGUGAGAAAAGUACAAGAAGGAGGACACGAAGUGGAGAAUCUAAUGAUUUAAAUGAAGAUAAAAACGGAGGAAGACCCAAAAGACUGAAUUGUAACCUAAAGAAUGUUAAAGAAAGUAAAGACAUUUGUUUCAGUGCCUCAACACCACUAAACCAUUCCAAAAUCAAAAAAAGAUAUUCAAAGAAGAAAACCUGUAAAAGAAAGAUCAGACUUGCUCCAGGUAAAAGUAAGCAGAAAAAAAGUAGUGACAUUUCAGUCGAUGAUGAGCAGGAUACAGUUAGCGUAGCCUCGUCAUUAGAUUUGUCUUUACCUACACCAAGACCUCCGAGAGUCGGCUCGAAUUAUCCCUUCAGUUUCAGUUUAUCCUUUGAUGAAACGAAAAUGGAUGAUGAUUGUUCCAGUGAUGAAGAUCUCCCUGUUGGCCUUACACCACUAAAAUUAGAAAAGACGCCAUCUGAGAAUGACAUAGUAUGGGUGAAGUGGAAAAAGUGGCCCCAUUUACCGGCUUUGGUACGGAAAGUGUACAAGAAAAAAAAGCGUGUCACAUGUGCCGUGUUUUUCCCAACUGGUUUUGAAGAGGAUUUUACGUUGAGCUACGGUAACCAAGGGGCGGUCAUACCUUACUGUGAUCCUAAAAAGGACGAGAUUUUGGAAAGUGCCAAGGACCUGUCAUCAGUUGACCGGACUUUCUUCUGGGCCUGCUUAGCUGAAGCUCAAAAUUAUAUGACAAAGGAGGCAUUAAAAGGCCUAAGAAGUCCAGAACCCUUAAAAGAAAACGUAACACAAGAAGAAGAGCCUGAAGACAUAAAAGAUGAUAACUGUGAAGUGGAGAAUGAAGAGAAGAUAACUCCGUGCAGGAAAAGACGGAAAAUGUCCGACUGUAUUGUGACAAAGGUUGAGAACAAUGGUCUCUCCAAACAAGGGCAAGAACGGGUAGAGAAGAGGAAAUUAAAAACCAGACCACUGAUAGAUUUCCUUAUAUCUGAUACUACAAAGGAUUUCUUAGAGAAGAUUUAUAAUGGUACGACUAAAAGUGAACUGCAUGAUAAGUUUUUAACCGGUACCAUUAGAGAGCGAGCUAAAAUGAAACAUCGCGGAUUUGGUCCGAUUGACGAUGAUGAACAGAUAGAGUUACUACUGAGCACAUACUUGACAUGGAUUAAACAGAUAAAUAAGAACAUACAUUUAGAUGAUGUCAACUAUGUGUUUGAUGUAUGGGUACCAGAG
Molecule: messenger RNA, 2414 nt
Organism: Ruditapes philippinarum (Manila clam)
Lineage: Eukaryota; Metazoa; Mollusca; Bivalvia; Venerida; Veneridae
Source: RefSeq, a predicted model, not a curated record